Molecule: messenger RNA, 1688 nt
Organism: Coccinella septempunctata (seven-spotted ladybird)
Lineage: Eukaryota; Metazoa; Arthropoda; Insecta; Coleoptera; Coccinellidae
Product: eukaryotic translation initiation factor 4H-like
Exons: 5
Coding region: 204-1022 (272 amino acids)
Molecular function (GO): RNA binding
Source: RefSeq, a predicted model, not a curated record
AUCAAAAUUAUUCUUCGUCGAUCGCAAUCUAUUCUCAUAAACUGUUAUCAACUGGCUGAAAGUUAUUUGAUAAAAAAGAAGUAGAGAAGAAGAGGCUUCAACAAUCUUCGAACCACUUCAAAAUGAACGAAUGAUACCGUUGUUGGCUGCAUUGCAUUCUUCAUUGUCAAAAUUUUGCGAGCGCAUGCGGUUUAACCAUAAAUAUGGCGAGUCGAAGUGGUUAUGAUGAUCGCGACAACAGGGACUAUCAUUCCGGAGGCCGAAGGGGCACACGAAAGCCCUUUCCUACUGAGCCCCCAUACACAGCUUACGUUGGCAACUUGCCUAACGGCUUCAUCCAAGGAGAUGUCCAUAAAAUAUUUCCUGACCUCACCAUAAAAAAUAUAAGAUUAGUAAUGGAUAAAGAGACGGAUAAAUUCAAGGGAUUUUGCUAUGUAGAAUUCGAGACAGUCCAGGAAUUGGAACAAGCGGUCUCUCUGAACGGGGAUAUCGAUGUAGAGGGAAAUUUAAUAAAAAUUGAUGUUGCUGAAGGGAAACGUAAUGAAAGAGGCGGUGGGUUCGAUAGGAGCAGAGGCAGGGGUGGCGGAAGUGGGGGUGGUUUUAGAGGUGGUAGAUCUGGUGGCGAUCACCGCUAUGGCAGCAAUGACGAUUUUGAGAGAGGGAACCGAAGAGGAGGAGGAGGAGGUGGACAUUUUAGUGACCGCGACAGGGGCGGACACCGUGGCAACUAUGGUAAUUUCACCGCUUCCGAAGACAGCAGCGCCCCCAACCGUGAUUGGAAUCAGAGAGGCGGCGGAAUGGGCGGGCCCAACCGUGCUAAUUCUACUUUCAAUAGUGGUGGUAGGCGAGGUAAUCCUAACGAGGACAAUCCAAAUCCCGCCCCAGAUACAUCGGGAAGGCCGAAACUGAAGCUGAAGCCGAGGACUGUUAAUGCUCCAGUAAACGCAAUUGCGGAAACCUCACAAUCCUCCACUAUUUUUGGAGGGGCACGACCUAGGGAGGAGAAACUCGAAAAACAUUAAUUUAAACUUAGAUUUUCUGAUGAAUAUUUACAUUUUUCGAAUGUAAUUUAAAAAUUGGAAUUAAAUGCAAAAAUUUAUACCAUAAAAUAUAAUAUAAUAUAUAUGAAUGUAUGUACAUACAUAUAUAUGCAAGUUUUUUCUAGCUGGAAGUCAUUUGUUUAUAUUUUGUAAUUGACUCUUCAAUUUAAGAUAUUGUUGAUGUUUUUCAUUUUCCGGAGAAGUGUCGUGAGGAUUUUAUAAUUAUAAGAAGCAUUUUUAUCGUUUAGCGAGUUUGUGUCACUUGCUUGUUUUUUUUUCCUUUUUUUUUUAACUUUCCUAUAUCUGUUUUUACAAAACAUACAUUACAUAUUAUUAUCUUGAUACUGUAGCUUUUUUUCGUCAUUCAUAACAGCAAUAAAAAUGCUAUCCUGUAGUUGAAAAGAAAUGUUCUUAUUUGGGUGUUGUAUGUUUUGAAAAGGCAUUCUCUUAACUCUCUCUUUCUCUCAAAGUAAUGAGUUUACGAAAUAUUUAUUGAAUUUCAAUUGAUUGAGCAUUGUAGAAAUGGUACAUUUAAUGUUAAAGUAUUUCUCUUGAAAACUUACCAAAUUUUUACAGUGCUUCUGAGAGGAUUUACACAUAUUGUGUAUGAAAUCUAUAAAUGAAUAUAUUAAUAAAAUAUUAUUCAAA